AGGUCUUCUAAUGAUGUUGGCUGAGUAGCAUAGAUGCUUUUCAAAUGACCCCAUAUAAAGAAAUCCAAAGGUGAUAAAUCUGGCGAUCUUGGGGGCCAUUCAAUGGCACCUCUUCUACCAAUCCAUCGAUCUGGAAACGUCUGAUCUAAAUAUUGUCGAACACGUAAUGCGUAAUGUGGUGGGGCACCAUCCUGUUGAAACAUCAACCUAUUCGCAAUGUACCGCCGAUCAUUCUGAUUUUCAAUUAUGGCUGUUAAUGCAGGAUCUAUGGCGUCUUCCAGUAAUUCCAAAUACAUUUCAUCAGUCAAAUUUCCAGAUUAAGGAAAAGCAAACAUGGCGAAGUACCUUCUAGAGACAUGCUGCUGCUGCGGGUCUUUAAGGACAGGCACAAUCACUGCAGGAAUUUGUGCUAUUCUGCUUUCCAUCAUAGGCAUAAUAGUGAUCUUCUGCGCACCAGUUGAUAUUAGGACCAUAGUUUUUGAUUGGCUACCAAAAUGGAUUGUACAAAUCAUUGUAGUACUCAAUCUCUGCAUGACCAUCAUCUUGUCAAUUGUCAUGAUUAUGGGAGUACUAAGGCGGAACUGGUACCUUAUGAUUCCAUGGGUUAUUCUUGGUGGCAUGUUGAUAUUUGGCAUUCUGGUUUCAAUUUUAUGGAAUGCAAUCAACUUCUAUAUCGAAGGUUUUCCUCUCAAUGCGACAUUAUGGUUAGUCUGUGGACUCAUAUCAUUCGUGUUAUACUGCUACAUGUGGUACGUAUCCUUCAGCUAUUUCGCCAACUUGAGGGAGGAGCACAACAAGGGAGCCUAUUCAAGGGAUCCGUUCAGGAGGCAACGAAUCUAAUUUUGUAAACGUUAUGCAUUUUCUGAUCAAGAUCACCUCUCAAGUCAACAAUAUCACUAAUACAAUGAUUUAGGUAUCAUAGUUACAGAGAAAUGACUCAGAACCGUUCGAAUUCGGUCAGUAGCCAAUCACAAGUAGCUAAGACAUCACGAGAACCAGAAAAACUAUCCUGUCUCUCGCCACGUUUAGCUUAUGCCCAUCGAUGAGGACUUGUGUUAUCGGGGAUCCAAGAAUAACAGUGAAUUUUGUUACCUAUAGGAAGGCGCUAAAGAAUAUAAUUUUUACAGUCGACUGGUUGAUAUACACUUUUGAGAGGUUAUCCUGGACAGGCUACUGUCAAUGAUCUUAUGAUUUCUAUGUACAUAGACAAAUCGUGAUUCUGUUAUAUACUCAUAACGUAGAAAGGAUCUUAAUUUAGCUAAUAAGUCUAUUUAACUCUAGCAAUUUUGGGUGCAAAUCGUACGCAAAAUAUUGAUGUUGUUAUAUGCUGAGCUCUCUUGAAGAUGGGUUGCAACUUUGACAGACAAAAGACUGUACGAAAUAUUCUCUAUACGCACUGUGUUAUACUUUCUACACAACUUAUCUAAAUUAUUUUUAAUAGAUUUGUUAAUUCACGUUCUAUUUUGUUGACAUGAUGCUGGCUUAGUGAGAAAUAACUUUUAUUUUUAGAUACAUUUUCGAUGUUGUUAAUUCAUGUUUACUUAUUUAUAAAUAAAAUGUGUAUCUUAGUGAUA
Messenger RNA from Acanthoscelides obtectus, 1574 nucleotides. The record is from the annotation of a GenBank genome assembly. NCBI's taxonomy places the organism in Eukaryota, Metazoa, Arthropoda, Insecta, Coleoptera, Chrysomelidae.